UUGCUGUUUGUUUACAACUUACUUGAAGCGAAGACCGUGACAUGCUGCGCGCAAUACGUUGAAUUAAGUGUGAGCAUGCUUUUGAUGAUAUGAGCGAAAAUAAUUUGCGUAAACGAACCGAAACGAUGCCCAUUAGUUUGAAGAUUGACAAAUCAACGAGAGAAUCGAGUUAUGGAACGUCAGUGAGUAGGGAGAGCAGUUUCAGCAGUGUCGAGUUAGGCGCGUCGAAUUCUGUUAGUCGUGAGAGCAGUUUCUCCAGCGUGGCGAGUAGCAAUGGCAGUGGUGGGUUUUUCGAAGUAGAUUCUUCUCGGUCCUCUUCUAGAUCUAAUUCCUGGCGAUCGAGCGAGGAUUCCAGCGAAAGCCGACAACGGAUUUCUAGCGUAACAGAUCAACAGUAUCAAAGAUUGCAUAAUGCAAGGGAAAGAUUUCGCAAAGCGAGAGAACCAACUUCAAAUGACUCUUCUGUUACGGAAGAGAGUCAUGCUCCACCUGAAAACACCCGAUCGAUGACGAACCUUAAAAGACCCGAAGUCCAUGGACGAAGUGCAUCUGAGCCGCAUAUUUUGGUGCUGUCUCCGAUCUCAAGUCAAUCAAAGCUUUCUGCCAGUCCCGACGGCUUGGUAAUCUCAACGCCGCCAGUGAAAAGUUUCAUCGAAUACCGCUUACGAUCUCGAUCUUUCACUGGGUCAGAACACAGCGAGGAAGAAAGAGGGGAAAUGAAAAAUCUUCAAGCAAGUUUCUCUCACUCACACCUUCAAGUUCCAGACAGUAGAAAUGAUUGCAUGAGGCGAUCUGGAAGAAAAAGUUGUGGGGAGAAUCAAGACCAGAAUGCAGAGAAAGUUACAGUUUCAGAAGAGGAUUACCAGACUUUAAAGAAGGAAAUGGAGAGUUUGCGACAGGAGCGUGACUGUUUGAGGCGCGAAUGUGACCGCUUGCGAUGUGAGCGUGACGCAGUGCAGUUGGAACGUGACACACUGUUGUGUGAAAAGAGCAAUUUACAAGUUGAGCUGAAUAACAGGAAUGACAUCAUACAGCAUCUUCAGGAUCACGUGACAAAGCCAGUUAAUUCCUUGGUCGUACCAGAUGAGGUUAAAUCGACCCCUAAAAAGCAAAGAUCAAAGUCUGAAGUGCGCCGUCCGGCGUUCUAUUUUCCUGAGGAGAUGGCAAAGACAAAUGCUUACACUUGUCUAUAAAAAAUGUUACAGCGCUGUAGUCUAUUAAAUUAUUGUUCAGGGGGCUAUUUCAAUUCAUCCCUUAGUGUUUAAAACGCAUCGUUGAUACGGAGUACUUCUCGCGUUUCUUACGUAAUCAGUGUUAACCCGUUGAUGGGAAAUAUAAGGGUAUCUCGUCAGGACUGCCGCCAGGAUAUCAUUGUCAACUGCAGGCUAAAUCACUGUUUAAUCUUUAGAAGAUUAACUUGUGAAAAUCGAAACAUCGUGUAAAGGAAGGGGAAAAGAUGAACGUAUUCCGCCUAUUGUAAACUAGUCGAGGACCGGGUAGGAAUGUCAAAGACCGAUCGAGCACGAUGAAGUUGACAAGUGAAACCGCACCACAUUAAAGAGAAUCCAGGUCUUGUUCUUAUUGUUGAAUGUGAAAAUGAUAGGAGAUCAGCAAAGCAAAUUAUGGUAAACCUUUGAGAAGUAAUAAAAUCUUACAGUUUGA
This is a messenger RNA of Stylophora pistillata, 1662 nucleotides long. RefSeq lists its product as uncharacterized. The record is from RefSeq and is a predicted model, not a curated record. Lineage: Eukaryota; Metazoa; Cnidaria; Anthozoa; Scleractinia; Pocilloporidae.